Messenger RNA from Fundulus heteroclitus (mummichog), 1453 nucleotides. It is a transcript of the gene rfc3, whose product is annotated as replication factor C (activator 1) 3. Gene Ontology annotation, molecular function: DNA binding; ATP hydrolysis activity; DNA clamp loader activity. Gene Ontology annotation, biological process: DNA-templated DNA replication; DNA repair. Lineage: Eukaryota; Metazoa; Chordata; Actinopteri; Cyprinodontiformes; Fundulidae. The transcript is spliced from 9 exons. The record is from RefSeq and is a predicted model, not a curated record. Gene Ontology annotation, cellular component: DNA replication factor C complex; nucleus. Bases 126 to 1196 code for a protein of 356 amino acids.
CUGCGGCGCACAGGAAGUGAGGUAGCGCGGCUGGUUGCGUUUGAGAGAACAUUUCGCGGGAGAUCAGCUGCAGACGGGCUCCCCGUAAACACCGACGACCACAGUGAAGCUAAACUCUUUGCACAAUGAGCCUCUGGCUGGAUAAAUACCGACCGACGUCCCUUGGGAAGCUCGACUAUCACAAGGAGCAAGCGGCUCAGCUGAAGAACCUGGUUCAGUGCGGUGACUUCCCUCACUUGUUGGUGUACGGGCCAUCAGGAGCGGGGAAGAAGACCCGCAUCAUGUGCUUGCUGAGAGAGCUGUAUGGACCAGGGGUGGAGAAGCUUCGCAUAGAGCAUCAGACCAUUGUGGCUCCAUCAAAGAAGAAAAUUGAGAUCAACACAAUAGCCAGCAACUAUCACAUCGAGGUCAACCCAAGCGAUGCAGGAAACCAGGAUCGUGUGGUGAUUCAGGAGCUGAUUAAAACCGUGGCCCAGUCCCAGCAAAUCCAGUCCAGCACCCAGAAGGAGUUCAAAGUGGUGCUGCUAACAGAGGUGGACAGACUCACCAAAGACGCUCAGCACGCUUUGCGACGCACAAUGGAAAAGUACAUGGCCACAUGUCGUCUCAUCCUCUGCUCCACAUCCACCUCCAAAGUCAUCGGACCGAUCCAGAGCAGAUGUCUGGCCAUCAGAGUUCCUCUGCCGAGCACAGAGGAGGUGUGCAGCGUCCUGACGUCCGUCUGUAAGAAGGAAGGUCUGCUGCUGCCACCCGAGCUGGCCAAGCGUAUCAGCGACAAGUCGGGUCGCAACCUCCGCAGGGCUCUCCUGAUGUGCGAGGCGUGCCGAGUGCAGCAGUAUCCGUUCUCAGCAGAUCAGGACGUACCGGAACCGGACUGGGAGGUCUACCUGAGAGAAACUGCUAACGCCAUCGUCAGCCAGCAGAGUCCUCAAAGGUUGCUGGAGGUCCGAGGCAGGCUGUACGAGCUGCUGACACACUGCAUCCCUGCUGAUAUCAUCAUAAAGGGUUUAGUGGAGGAACUGCUGAGCAACUGCGACGGGCAGCUAAAGACGGAGGUGGCCCACCUGGCCGCCUACUACGAGCACCGACUCCAGCUGGGCAGCAAGUCCAUCUACCACCUGGAGGCGUUUAUAGCCAAGUUCAUGGCAAUGUACAAGAGGUUCAUGGAAGACGGCCUGGAUGCGAUGAUGUUCUGAGCACACUUAACUCGCUAUUGAUGCGAUUUCAAAAGUCUUCAGGCCAGGAAUUGGGGACAAUUUAUAGCAGUUUGUGUCUACGUUAUGAAUUCUUUGGUAAACUCAUCAGCGCUGACUGUAAACCACUGAUCUGGUGGUGUAAGACACAAAAAAAUGGGAAAUCAAAUUUUUUUUUUUUAAAAAAGCUGAGAAGUUUGAUGGAACUGGUUGUAUUAAAAUGUUCUGACAGGUUACAAUAAAUCACCUUGUAUAUAACA